AUGGCUUCAUCUUCUCUACUCUUAACCGAACUCAAUUUUCUUGCUCCACAAAUCACACCUAAAGGUCGUCGUUCUCUCACUACAUUUUCGAACUACAAAUACAAUGUUACUUUUCGCACUCGAAUUCGCGCUGUCAAGGAAGAAAGUGCAUUGAUUGAAGAAAGAGCGAGCGAUGUGAAGUGGAGUAGAAACGGAGCUGCAACAAGUGUUGUAAACGGUAAAAACGGUUCCGUUAGAGGUUACGUUAACGGUAGUGAAAAUGGAAGUUUAGUGAAGUAUGUGAAUGGAAAUGGUGUGGCGGCGGAAGUUGUUGAAGAUUUUGUUGAAACCUCGAAGCGGAAGGAAGUUGGGAGGAAGAAGAGGUUGGAGGAGAUUGGAAAAGAAGAUGCGUGGUUCAAACGAAAUGGUGAAGCACAAGUUGAGGUGGCGGUUGCGCCUGGUGGUCGUUGGAGUAGGUUCAAGACUUACUCAACGAUACAGAGAACACUGGAAAUUUGGGGAUUUGUUAUUACUUUUAUCUUCAAGUCUUGGUUGAAUCGUCAGAAGUUCUCUUAUAAAGGAGGAAUGACUGAGGAAAAGAAAACCUUAAGGCGAAAGACUCUUGCCAAAUGGCUGAAGGAAAGCAUUCUCCGAUUAGGUCCUACAUUUAUCAAAAUUGGCCAGCAAUUCUCCACAAGAGUGGACAUUCUUCCUCAAGAAUAUGUAGACCAGUUGUCAGAACUUCAGGAUCAAGUUCCUCCGUUUCCCUCGGAGACUGCUAUGGCUAUUGUUGAGGAAGAGCUUGGAGCUCCUAUAGCUGGCAUAUUUGAUCAGUUUGACUAUGAGCCAAUAGCUGCUGCAAGUCUUGGUCAGGUUCAUCGUGCGAAAUUAAGGGGACAGGAAGUUGUUAUCAAGGUUCAAAGGCCUGGUCUCAAGGGUCUUUUUGAUAUUGAUCUUAAAAACCUAAGGGUUAUUGCUGAAUAUCUUCAAAAAAUUGAUCCUAAAUCAGAUGGUGCAAAGAGGGAUUGGGUUGCUAUUUAUGAUGAGUGUGCUUCUGUUUUAUAUCAGGAGAUUGAUUACACCAAGGAAGCUGCCAAUGCUGAGCUAUUUGCAAGCAACUUUAAGAACAUGGAUUAUGUGAAAGUCCCUUCAAUUUACUGGGAUUAUACCACCCCGCAGAUUCUGACAAUGGAGUAUGUUCCAGGGAUUAAAAUAAACAAAAUACAAGCUUUAGAUCAGCUGGGUGUUGAUCGCAAAAGGCUAGGGAGAUAUGCUGUUGAAUCUUACUUGGAGCAGAUUCUCUCGCAUGGUUUCUUCCAUGCCGAUCCUCAUCCUGGAAAUAUUGCAGUCGAUGAUGUCAAUGGUGGAAGAUUGAUCUUUUAUGAUUUUGGUAUGAUGGGAAGUAUCAGUCAAAAUAUCAGAGAAGGUUUACUCGAAGCUUUUUAUGGAGUUUAUGAGAAGAGUCCAGAUAAGGUCCUAGAAGCAAUGAUUCAGAUGGGUGUUCUUGUCCCAACUGGAGAUAUGACCGCUGUUAGGCGAACGGCACAGUUCUUCCUCACUAGUUUUGAAGAACGUCUUGCUGCACAGAGGAGAGAGAAAGAGUUGGAAGCAGCUGAAGUUGGAUUCAAGAAGCCAUUAAGCAAAGAAGAAAAAGUAAUGAAGAAGAAAGAACGUCUGGCUGCUAUUGGCGAAGAUUUAUUAUCCAUUGCAGCAGACCAGCCCUUCCGGUUUCCUGCCACAUUCACAUUUGUUGUUAGGGCCUUCUCAGUUUUGGAUGGCAUUGGAAAGGGACUUGACCCCCGUUUUGAUAUUACCGAGAUUGCCAAACCUUAUGCCCUGGAGUUGCUGAGAUUCCGUGAGGCAGGAGUUGAAGUUAUUGUAAAGGACUUGAGAAAGAGAUGGGACAGACAAUCUCAAGCAUUUUACAACUUAUUUAGACAGGCUGACAGAGUUGAAAAGCUGGCCAGCGUUAUCGAGAGAUUGGAGCAAGGUGAUCUAAAGCUUAGAGUCCGAGCUUUGGAAUCUGAGAGAGCAUUCCAACGCGUUGCGGCUGUGCAGAAAACAAUUUUGAAUGCGGUAGCUGCUGGGAGCCUAAUAAAUCUUGCAACAAUUUUAUCUCUCAAUUCAAUUAGGGUGCCUGCCACUAUAGCAUAUUUCUUUUGUGCGAUCUUUGGUUUUCAAAUUCUCUUUGGCAUUGUGAAAAUCAAGAAGUUAGAUGAACGGGAACGGUUGAUUACAGGGACUGCAUAA
Molecule: messenger RNA, 2229 nt
Organism: Lathyrus sativus (Indian pea)
Lineage: Eukaryota; Viridiplantae; Streptophyta; Magnoliopsida; Fabales; Fabaceae
Source: the annotation of a GenBank genome assembly